CCACAACGCUAGAUGCCGACUUCUGAGAAAACAGUGCAUGAGCACCUCGCGUCUCUUCCCCGGCUGCACUAUCCCUCUGGCGAGGUCGAAGGUCAUUCUGAAGGUGGCUCCGAGGCACUGCUGAAGAAAGCUUUGCUUCCUUUUUUUCAGAGCUAACUGACUUUGCUCUUGAUAACGGUAAAGCCACUUGAUGUCGGUGCCCGGAUUAAUUUAAAGACGUAGUUGGUAAAUAAGGGCGUGGGUCACAUGAUAGGUACUUUGAGGUCUCUCGCCAGGAACAAACAUGGUCUCCCGCUUCUAGUGGGCCAGUCGCGUCCUGUGGGACCGCGCCACUUCCGGCCGGGCGGGGUGCGGGACUGGUUCAUUCUCCUCCUCCCCGCUGCCGAGGGCAUGGACGGCUUCGUGGAGCAGCCGGCCCCGAGGGAGGAGUGGGGCAGCCUGGCCCCGAGCAUCCACCUGCCCCUGCUCCCGUGCUUGCUCCAUCACCCAGUAACUAGGGGUCCAAAGGAAACAGAAUUUCAGAAAACAAAGGAAGCUUGUUUAAACUACAUUCAAGAUGCCCUGUUGCAGAACCAGUGGCAGAGGGCUGCAGAGUUCAUGAUUAGCUACUUGGAGAUAUUGGAAACAAGUACAGUGAGUAAACGGAAAACUGCUCCAGAGUUACUUUGCCAGGCGAUUUGGAGAAUAGGAACUGAAAUUCUGCUUCAUCAUUCCAAGAGCAACAUAGAAGAGCUCAACUACUUUACCGAGCGGAUGAAAAAUUUAGGAGUAAAAUAUUAUUUAAAGGUUUGUUUAGAACACAUCUUUUAUCUCCUGUGUAAUGGAUUGAUAGAUGAAGCCUACCAAAACCUUACCCUGGCGGAAAGCUGGAGGUAUGGAGAACAAACUGCUGCUCAGAAUGAUGAGCUGAAACUCAUUCAAGCUUACAAGGGUCUCCUGGACUACUAUAACUGGUCUAAGAAGAGAGAAGCCAUGUUAGAGCUUGAUGAAGAAAAUUUUACAGACUCCUCUGAACAAGAAAUGCACAACUUUUUUCGGCAAGCAGCAGUGAAUCUUAAGGAGAUAAUUAAAAUACCUGGAGUUUGGGAUCCUUUCGUGGUGUCCUAUGUGGAUCUUUUGGAAUUUUAUGGAGAUUUUGAUGAAGCCCGGGAAGUCUUAACUGAAUAUGCCUACAACUCCAAGUUUCCUCCCAAUCCCAAUGCUCAUGCUUACCUCUAUCAUUUCCUAAAGAGACGGGGCGAAUCCAAAAAAUCACUGGUAUCUGUUCUCAAGAUUUUGCACAAGACCGUUCCCUCUCAUGAACUAAUGUUAGAAUUUUAUACCAUGCUUAAAAAAUCAAAAAAAGAUAAAAAACGUCGAUUGGGGCUGGAAGUUAUUUUUGAAGUUCUGGAUUUUGCUGGCUGGAAGGAAAAUGUAAAGGCUUGGAGUUGUUUAGCGGAACAGAUUAAACAGAUCCUGGACAACUCUAACAAGCAUCUUGACUGGGUAAAGGAGGAAUGGAACUCCAGAAAGGACUGGUGGCCAGCCUUUCACUUUAGCCACUAUUUGGCUAAAAGAAAUUGGCAGGAAAAUGAAAAACUUGCUUAUGAAAAAGCAUUGCUGGCUGGAAUCUUAUUGGGAAAAGAUUGCAAAUAUUAUAAAUAUGUUUUACACCAGGGCUGCAAAGCCAAGAAGAAAAGGUUUCAGACACUGAAGAAAUUUGUGAAGAAACACAAUUCUGCCUAUUUGAGAAUAACUGCCUGUUCAGAUUCUUCCACACACCUUUGAUUUUAUUUAUUUAUUUUAACAAGAUGUAUUUCAGGACUUCUUAAAAAAAAAAAAAAAAAAAAAAAAAGAUGGUGCUAAAUUAGUUUCCCAGUUUCUGAAAAGCUUUUCUUUAAAGACUCCUGCGACACAGAUUGUGAAUCUGCACUGCUACUUCAGGAUUUGACUUUCUGUGCAUUGCUAGCCAGUCUUUGGUUUGUAUUUUUAUUUAUAAAUACAAGGAACAUACUGUACAUCUUUUGAUAUAGGAAUCUGCUUUUUUUAACAUUUGUAUCUUGUUUGCUUAUUAAACCUGACACAAGCAAAGCUGCUGAUUCCUUUUCAGAAUCGUUUAAUAGCCAGUGUACUUGUAAGUCACUAAUGAUCAAGAACAGUUGACUUAAAUAGGAGCAGGAGCAAGGCCAUAAUAGUUUGGCCACAACUGGAGCAUUCUGUGGCCAUGUCUAAAAGUUCGGAGAACCCAGGAUGUGGUGGGAGGUGUGUACUCUGGCCUCUCUUAGCAGUCAGUUGAGCUUGGGUACACACACAGUGAGCACGUCUACAUGUUCGUUAAUAUGCUAUAAUCUCAGCACAUUCAGUUCGGUUCCUGUUAUAACAGGUAUUAAUGCGCCGUAAUCAGCGCUACUGCACAAUUAACGCAGAUGAAUGCUUUUGUGUGACGCUUAAUGUGCAUUGGAUUAAAGCUACUGUCCAAUGGCAUAGUUUUUGCCAGCCGUACUAAUGUGCAGUACAAUUAGUCCAAGGCACAUGAAGCGUCUCUUGUAGAUGCGCCCAGUGGAAACAAGCGGGGGACUUGUUUCUUGGCAUCAGUCCCAAGCUCAUCAGGGAAACUAUAGAUGUGGCCUUAAAUCCUAUAUUUCCAAACGUAUCUUUCACCUCCUCUAACUUUUAAGACAGUCAGAAAUGCUGUUUGAGAAAUACUUGGACAAAUAAGCAAGACAAAAUGUUGCUAAUUCACAUUUUAGAAAUUCUUCCCCUGGAGUUGGUUGCUAAAAUAUUGUAGGAUGGAAACUAUGUUAAUGAUGGCUUAUGAUACACUGCAAAUCGCACUCAACUAGCUGCCAAACUGCUGGAGUGACUGAGUAGCAGACAGCUACCUAAAGUGUCUAGAAAAUCAGGGUUGAGCCAAGAAUGUGGAAAAAAAUCUGUGAGAAACCCUGACUUAAUUUUCCAUUGUGGAAUAUCUGUUAAAUUAAAAUGCAUUAGAUGUAACUGUAGAGUUUGGCUUCCCCUCAACAUGGUUGAUAUAUGUAGAAAAAAUAAAUGUGGUUUAUUUCCCAGAACAUAAUCCUACAAAUUAGCAUGGACUGUGCAAACCUGCUACAUUGCAGAAAAUGGCUGCAUGGUUGGAAAAGACUUACCAGUCACCACAUUGCUUCAGCUGCUGGUGCAGUGGACCUAGGAUUAUGGACUUUUUUCCUCUUUGAGGAAAUCCUCUUCACAGAGAGCAAGAAGUGCAUCUGUAUAUGAAUUCUCUUCUUAGCAGAAGAAACUUUUUAGUACCUGGUUGCCAUUCUGGUCAUGAAAAAGUUGAAACUUAGCAUAUUGCUAUUUUUAAGACCUAACUGUUACUGUGUGUGGUCACAAAACACUUAGAAGUUCACAAUUUCCAAAUAUUUAUGUAUGUUUAAACUUAAGAAAUUACUUAUGUUUGUUGCUUAGAACUGCGUUAGCAAUUUGCAGUAUAGUUUUCCUACAUAACAGGGGGGGAAUAUAUAACCACUGAGGUAAAAUGAAGUAUCUCUUUACCAACAUAAUAAAUUAAUAAGGCUAGAACAGGGAUGGCUAACCUGUGGCAUGAGUGCCACGAGUGGUACAGGCAACCUCUGUGUGGUACGUGGCAGGUUAGGGAAGGAAGGGGAAGGCAGCACAGCAGCAGGUAGUGUGGGGAGCAGAAAGCAGAGCAGCAGAUUUGAACUGGGGAAGGGGGCUGGAGUGGCACCCAAGCAUGGCACGGGGCUUUUAUUUAUGGCCUGCCUGCAAAAAGGUUGCUUCCCCCCACCCCCGGGCUAGAGUAGCGUGUCCAACCAAAACUGCAUUUUGAGUGUAGGUAGGCAAAAUGUAAGUUGGUGGACUAUGUCCCAAAUUAAUACUGCUCCUUGAAAUCUAUUUAAUAAUGUGAAGUAAUCGCCACCUUGGUUUUACGUUUCAUUUGAAGACCAGCAGUUUGUCCAAUCCCACACUGAACUGAGCUCUGGUUUGGUUCUGACUCAGCAGUAAUAAUGCCAAGUUUGCUCAGAAGUCAUUGAUGAAAGCUGACACUUGUAUACAGUCAGCCCCAUUAGGCCCUCACUAAAAGUCUACCUAGCUGUCUCUGCUAGAGGGAACUACUUGCUAUUCAAAAUUAUCAGAUGUUUUAAUUUUUCCUCAGAAAUCAUGCCAUCAGUAGUCAAGGUAGGUUGGCAGAAAAAUGAGUGAGCAAAAUUCCCUCUCUCUCUUUUCCCCCCCCCCUUCAGAAUCUCAUCAGAAUUGCAUGUUUCAGAUUGUGUCCUUCUGGGGUGGUCUACAGAAGUCUUUAUCUUUAGCUGGAGAAAUGCAUACUUUUACAGCUGUUGUGAGUCCACUCAGGAAAUGUGAAAGAGCAGUGAAAAGUGGGAUGGAGGUGAGGAGAACAAGAGAGCCUAAGGGAGUUUGCCUUUGGAGAAAGUGGUGUAGCUACUUCAUGCAUUUGGUACAGAUGCAGGCAGUUUGUUCUCAGAACUGAGUUAUAGAAGUGGCUUACUUGUCACCGCUACACUGUCCUACCCUGUGCUGAUACCAUAGGAUGCAAUCCCCAUUACUUGAUACCUUCCUAGUCGCUUCCUCAGAUAUUCCUUUCUUAGUAAAAAUGCAGGCAGGGGCCUGAAUCCCAUCUCCCGUAUACCUGUGUGAACCUUGAAUAACUAUGCUACAGCCAUUAAAAUUACACCACUAAACCAGAGACUGAGUAGACCAUCUGGCUUCCUUCCUCUGUUCCUAUACUGUUUGAACUUGAUUUUGAUUGUAAUAUAUAGAACUUCAAUAAAGGUGCACUAUGUACAUGGAAAACAUUGAAACCUUUCACCUUCAUCAAUAACUCUCACUGUUGCUACAUGCACUCUGUAUCUGUCCAUUGUAGGUAUUUUUGUAAAGUGCUAGUUUAUGUUUUCCUUAAUAAAGACAUGUCUAACUCUUA
Molecule: messenger RNA, 4918 nt
Organism: Alligator mississippiensis (American alligator)
Lineage: Eukaryota; Metazoa; Chordata; Crocodylia; Alligatoridae
Gene: TAF1A
Product: TATA-box binding protein associated factor, RNA polymerase I subunit A
Exons: 10
Coding region: 247-1767 (506 amino acids)
Biological process (GO): transcription by RNA polymerase I
Cellular component (GO): RNA polymerase I transcription regulator complex
Molecular function (GO): protein binding
Source: RefSeq, a predicted model, not a curated record